GUUUGACUCAAGAUUCUUCCUACUCUUUCCUUUCCUUGGCAAAAUCAUUCCUCUCUCUAUACUCAAUCCCUUAACAAAAGAAAAAGAAAAGGAAUGAAAUCACUGUGUAAAUCCAUACAGUGAGAACGAAUACCAGAAGAAGAAGAAGAAUCAAACAACGAUAACAAUGGAGAAAAGUGUAGAAGAGGCAGCCAUGAAAGGCUCAGUAAAAUCACUCUUGAAGCUUCUCAACGAAGACCCUCAAAUCCUCAACAACCAAUCCCAUCCAAACACGCCCUUACACACAGCCUCUCUUCUGGGUCACUCUGCUUUCGCCAAGGAGCUACUGAGUCGGGCGCCCCAACUCGCUCCCGUGUUGAAUUCUCAAGGCUACUCGUCUCUUCACUUGGCUGCCGCAAAAGGGUCUGUGGAGAUAGUCAAGAUUUUGGUCCGGGUCGACUCGGAUUUGUGUUUGGUUCGAGAUCGAGAUGGGAGAAUUCCUCUGCAUCUUGGGGUUUUGAAAGGGAAAGUUGCGGCGGUGGGUGAGUUGGCCCGAGUCAGACCCGAAUCGGGUCGGGUUUUGACCCGUGGAGGAGAUAGUGCUUACCACUUGUGUGUCAAGCAUAGUAGGUUGGAAGCUUUGAAGGUUUUGGUGGAUGUUUUGGGUGAGAAUGAUGAGUCUGUGAAUUUCAGGGAUUGUGAUGGAAAUAGUGUGUUACAUGUUGCUGUAUCAAAGAAACAAUUAGAGAUGAUAAACUAUCUAGUGUUCAAUACAAAAGUAGAAGUAAAUGCCCAAAACUCAAAUGGGUUGACUGCAUUGGACCUCUUAUUCCUUGGCUACAGAGAUACAAGAGACAUGGCUAUUAAAGAGACUCUCCAAAAGGCUGGAGCUCAAAGAAACACUGAAGCUUCAUCCACUUCAUACUACCCUGAUGAGGACACAAUGAGAGUCAUUACCUCUUCAAGAAAGCCACUAACAUCACAAAAAUCCAGUUCCAAAAAGCCGAAACAAGUAGACUGGUUAGGCAGGAGGCGAAGUUCGCUAAUGGUGGUGGCGUCCCUUAUCGCCACCGUAGCCUUUCAAGCGGCCAUAUCACCUCCAGGCGGAGUCUGGCAAGAGGACUACCUAGUGGACUCUGAUGGCAAACCCGUGGAGGAUCCACACAAUGCAGGAAAGUCGGUAAUGGCUGAUAGCUAUCCAUUUCAAUACGGGCAGUUCAUGAUCAUGAACACCAUUGCCUUCCUCUCUUCCCUGAGCAUAAUCUUGCUGCUGGUGAGUGGAUUGCCGCUGAGACAGCGGCGGUGGAUGUGGCUGCAGAUGGUGAUUAUGUGGAUUGCUAUAACUUCACUGAGUGGAACAUGUUUUGUUGGCUUGAUCUACAUGACACCUGAGAGUAAAAGAGGUGUUUUGUAUAAUGUUACAAGGGUUUCAGUUCUUGUAUGGUUGCCAUUGAUGGGAGUCAUUUUUGGUGGUAAUGUUGUGAGAAUGAUUAGAUGGUUUCUUAUUAAGCAUGGAUACAUUAAAGAGACACCACCUAAAGAUGGUGAUUUGGUUGGUUUAGAGUAUGAUGAUGAUGAAGAGCUUUGAAAAAUGAAAAAAAAAAAUAUACUAAAAAAUUGCUUGUGUUCUAAUCACCAAGUUGUAUAUGGUCAUUCAUAUCGUUCUUUGUUGAAUAGACUUUGUUUAUGGAGAUAAUAUAUUCACACAGAUGUAUUAGUUAUACUUGCAGAUCUAUGUAAAGACAAAUUUUUAUUUUGUUAGUAUUCUAAAAUACUUCUUUAUAGCAUUUAAAUA
Humulus lupulus (European hop) is the source of this 1774-nucleotide messenger RNA. Its product is annotated as ankyrin repeat-containing protein BDA1-like. Gene Ontology annotation, cellular component: plasma membrane. Gene Ontology annotation, molecular function: protein phosphatase regulator activity; protein phosphatase 1 binding. NCBI's taxonomy places the organism in Eukaryota, Viridiplantae, Streptophyta, Magnoliopsida, Rosales, Cannabaceae. The record is from RefSeq and is a predicted model, not a curated record. The coding region runs from base 167 to 1567 and encodes 466 amino acids. The transcript has 2 exons.